Molecule: messenger RNA, 1386 nt
Organism: Lactuca saligna
Lineage: Eukaryota; Viridiplantae; Streptophyta; Magnoliopsida; Asterales; Asteraceae
Source: the annotation of a GenBank genome assembly
AUGUUUUUCAGUAUUCGAACUCUACGGGGCUCUAAGUCAGAUUAUAAGUGGUCGUUGUUACUGAUUCUCUUUACUCAAUUCAUCGGAAUCAUACUGGGUACAAUUGCCCCACUUUCUAGAUGUUUUGCUGCCUUAAGCUUUAGGGUGUCUCUAAAAUGGAUUGUCAACCAUAUCAAGAUGUCUAACGUGGAGAGCUACUGGACUCAGAAGUUAUAUGAUUGGAAACAGAGUAGCAUACCAUUCCCAUACAGUAGCCGCAAAUGCAAGAUCGUCAUCCAAAGUUUGAAAAAUCUGUUUCUCAGCAUUUGUAUUGGAUUCCAGAAAACAGUCGUGGUGGCAUGCAAGAUGAUAAGAGUUAUUCCAAUUUUCUUUGUCAUAUGUGUGGUGUACUGUCUACGUUGUUGGAAGUUGUUAAAGGACAUGUUUAGUGCCUCGGUACAUAAUACUGAGCAACUAGGAAAAGAUAAAGAUCUUAGUGGAUAUGUUUUGCAACUUCAAGAUGAUAUGGAGUUUGCGGAGAGAACACUGAAAGGAAUUUCAAAAUCUGUGAACCGCUUGAUCCAAAAAGCUGAAAAGCAACAACCCAAGAAUCUUAUGAAGCUUCUAACAGAAUCCAGAGGUUUUGAAGGAGUUGAAAAGUUCGACAGCCAUCAUGUUCCGUCUUUACUUUCAGAAAAAUAUCUCCAUUGUUGGAGCUUGCCCCUGGUAACUCUGACAACCAUUGCCAUGUCUCUUCCUAACAUCCAAAAGAACAUUGUCGAUUGCUUGCUAAGUGGUGUGAGUGAAGGUCUUGUAUAUGUCACACUUGUGGAAGAAAGCCUUAAUAUUACUGAUGAUGAUGUAAGCAUUCAAAAGGCGGCUAAAACUCUAUGGGUAGAAGUUGAAGUAUACCACAAAUGGUUAGGAAACAACCUACCAAAAGCAAAUACAACUGAGCAGAUUCUUCAAUGGUUGAGGGAUACAGGUAAAAACGUUGUCAGUGAGGUGGAAAGGGUGGAAAGGACGGAUAUUGGAGUCCCAAAUGAUAAUUCCAAAUACAAGUCUAUUUCUGCUAAUUCGAUGUAUCGAAUCAGUGAAACAAUUUUGUGCUCCUAUCAUGAGAACAUAAGCCAGGUUAGCCAAGAAGAGCUAUUUGCAGAAUUAUUAUCAAUGAUUGCUGACAUUUUGGCUGCUUGUCUCACAAACUUACCCCAAGUCAUAGCAAUGAAAUGUCACACAAGUGCCAUAGAGAAAAGGGAGGCAAGUGUGCGUGCUGCAGCCCAACUUCUUGGUGAGACUAUGCAAAUAAUCAACAUCCUGCAAGAUCGAGAACUUCUGAGCUUGAUUCGUAACGACAUGGCGUUUAUUGACAAGUGGCAUUCUUACUUAAAGGAUCCUUGUCCUUAA